GUUCAGUAAAUAUAUAUAUAUAUACAUACAUAAAGUAUGGCAAACAAUAUUAAUGGAGUUGUACCGUGGAGUGCUAUUUUAGUGUUUUGGUGUGUAUUUGUUAAUGGUGUUAAAGGGGAAGCCAAGGAUGACAAUAAAUUGUUGUCCUUAUCUUGUAAUUUUGAUUAUAAAGAUGCACUUGCCAAAGCCAUUUUAUUCUUUGAAGGACAACGCUCCGGUAAGUUGCCAGCCGACCAGCGAGUCAAGUGGAGGGGAAACUCUGCACUCUAUGAUGGCAAGCCUGAAAAUGUGAAUUUGGUAGGAGGAUAUUAUGAUGCAGGAGACAAUGUGAAAUUUGGUUGGCCUAUGGCAUUUACAGUGAGCUUGUUAAGCUGGGCUGCUCUUGAAUACCAAAACGACAUAUCUUCGGCUAAUCAGCUAGAAUUCCUCCACAAAGCAAUCCGCUGGGGCACUGACUUCAUUCUAUCAGCUCACUCUUCUCCCACCACAUUCUAUACUCAGGUAGGAGAUGGAAAUGCAGAUCAUGAAUGUUGGGAGCGUCCGGAAGAUAUGGACACGCCACGAACACUCUACAAAAUAACUUGUGAUUGUCCUGGAACGGAGGCUGCGGCUGAGGCCUCGGCUGCUCUAUCUGCUGCUUCUCUUGCGUUUAAAGGGGUUGAUUAUGACUACUCUGCAAGCCUACUAAGCAACUCGCACUCGCUGUUCGAGCUUGCAGACAAUUAUAGAGGAUCUUUCAAAGCUUCUUGUCCUUUCUACUGCUCAUACUCUGGCUAUCAGGACGAGUUGUUAUGGGCUGCGGCUUGGCUGUAUAAAGCAAGUGGAAAUUACAAGUAUUUGACUUAUGUCUCAAGUAACCAAGGGUGGAGUCAGGCAGUGACUGAGUUCAGCUGGGAUAACAAAUUUGUUGGAGCUCAGACAUUACUUUUGAAGGAAUUUUAUAAAGGAAACAAGAAUUUAAACAGAUAUAAAAUUGAUAUUGAGUCGUUUAUAUGUGCGGUGAUGCCAGGAAGCAGCACCUCCCAGAUUAAAACAACCCCAGGUGGACUUCUUUAUUAUAGAGACAAUAACAAUUUGCAGUAUGUCACAAGCUCUGCUAUGGUGCUAUUUAUAUACUCCAACACCUUAAAUGCAGCUCAUGUUGAUGGAGUUAAAUGUGGCUCUGCUCAUUUCUCUGCCUCUCACAUUAUGGCCUUUGCAAAAUCACAGGUGGAUUAUAUACUAGGAAAGAAUCCAAUGAAAAUUUCAUACAUGGUGGGGUUUGGGGAUAGAUACCCUAUGCAGUUGCACCACAGAGGUUCAUCAAUUCCUUCAAAAAAAGCUCACCCAUCUAAGAUUGGAUGCAAUGAAGGAUAUUCAAGCUACUUUUCUUCAUCAAAACCAAAUCCAAAUAUUCAUAUAGGUGCUCUUGUUGGGGGUCCCAAUUCUGAUGACCGGUUCAAUGACGUCAGAUCCGACUAUUCGCACUCCGAACCGACCACCUAUAUGAAUGCGGCUUUUGUUGGUUCCGUCGCCGCUUUAUUAAUGACUCCAGCCAAAGAGUCUGCCACGUUGCAAUUGCAUAUCAAUUCCACUACCACGCUUCCUCUUUUCUGACGCCAAAUCUAAUUAUCGCGACGAAAAUUAGGAUUUUACCUUGUGCCGCUAAAAGACUUUUUUUUUUUUUUAAUUUUUCUGAAAGUGAUAAUUAUUAACUAUAAUCAACUGGUGCAGAACUCACCUAAAAUAUGUAGCAUAUAUAUAUAUAUAUACGGUCUCUAAGACUCUGUCUUAAUAUGUGUAAUAAUAAUAUAAAAAAACCCUUAAGAUGUGUAAUAUAUUGAUCAAAUAAUUAUGCUAGAACAGUCAAUUAAGUUUUCUAAAAUUCAGAGAAAUUUG
This is a messenger RNA of Ziziphus jujuba (common jujube), 1878 nucleotides long. Its product is annotated as endoglucanase. The record is from RefSeq and is a predicted model, not a curated record. The coding region runs from base 37 to 1596 and encodes 519 amino acids. The transcript has 8 exons. Gene Ontology annotation, molecular function: hydrolase activity, hydrolyzing O-glycosyl compounds. Gene Ontology annotation, biological process: carbohydrate metabolic process. Lineage: Eukaryota; Viridiplantae; Streptophyta; Magnoliopsida; Rosales; Rhamnaceae.